ACUGCUUAUGAAGGAGAAGACUUGUCUCUCAACUGCACCUAUAACACCAGUUUAUCAGCUCCAUCUCUCUUCUGGUACAUUCAAUCCACAAACGAUUACCCUGAAUAUGUUGAAAGGAUGUCAUUGGACCAGUGGAUUUUGAUGAUAAAUUCAAGAAGAGAUUUGAUGCCCAUCUCUGUUCCAUUACCAAAUCAGUCCCCUUGACGUUCCAGAGGGUACAUCUGUCUGACUCUGCUGUGUACUACUGUGCUUUGAGGCCCACCGUGACAACAGGAUAUACAGCCCCCCUACAAAAACAAGUGUAUCCUUGGCACUAGUGUAGAAAAAAUGCAAGCCUUACUUCUGUGGUGGGUGUGACGUAACCAGGGCUGUACACUUCAAACAGUGACACACAGAAGAACAUUUCAGAGGAGAGUGAAUGCAUGCAAACAUCAGCCUGAAGAUGGAGAAAUCAAUCAGUGUAUUGAUUAUUCUGAUUAUGGCUACAGGUAAAAAAUACCUAAACAUUUGAAUUCCUUGCAUUCUUAUAAUCAGAUUAUUAUUAUGGUAUUGGUUGGAAAACAUUUAUUGAUGAAGUGAAAUAAUUUAAAUUUUAAUAAUAAGCAUGAGUUUUCAAUCAGCUUUAUUAUCUAUUUUUCCUCUGCAGGAAUGGUAUCUGGAGAUAGUGUGACUCCAGACAAGGAGGAGUUCACCCCCACUGAGGGAUCAUCAGUGACUAUGAGCUGUACAUAUGAAACAAGCAGUGAUUAUGUUGACCUUUACUGGUACCGGCAUUAUUCUAACCAGGCUCCUCAGUUUCUACUGUAUAAAGGUGCCAGAUCAAGAACCAGUGAACAUAUCCCUGAUAAGAGAUAUACAUCCAAAACAUUCCAGACAUCAACUGAACUGAUCAUACAACAUCUAACCCUGGCAGACACAGCUCUCUACUACUGUGCUCUUGACUCAACACAG
Coregonus sp. 'balchen' is the source of this 951-nucleotide messenger RNA. Lineage: Eukaryota; Metazoa; Chordata; Actinopteri; Salmoniformes; Salmonidae. The record is from the annotation of a GenBank genome assembly.